Molecule: messenger RNA, 573 nt
Organism: Linderina pennispora
Lineage: Eukaryota; Fungi; Kickxellomycota; Kickxellomycetes; Kickxellales; Kickxellaceae
Exons: 3
Coding region: 1-573 (190 amino acids)
Cellular component (GO): cytoplasm
Source: RefSeq, a predicted model, not a curated record
AUGGCCACCGCUUACCCGUACGAGGAAAACGCCUACACCUCUUUACUCGAAACAAGAUCUGUCCGUUUGCGCAACGUGCGCUCCGUUCCCUACAGGGUUAUCGAGAUUGACCUGCAGAACAAGCCAGACUGGUAUCACCUUGUCAACCCCCAGCUCAAGGUCCCGGCUCUGCGUAUUCCUGAUGGCACGAUCCUGAUUGAAUCGAUGGUUAUCGCCGAAUACAUCGCCGACAAGUAUCCCGAGUCCAAUCUGCUUCCGACCAAUGCUCUGGAGCGUGCUCAGCUGCGUUUAGCCAUCGAGCUGUUCUCGACGCGCAUCAUCCGCGCACAUCUACCAGAGUUCAGUAACGAGCUAGCUCGCCAGUGGGAGCGGCCGAGUGGCAAGAACGGGCCGUUCUGGUUUGGGGACCAGUUUGGAUAUGUGGAAGUGGUAACCACGUCGUUUGCUGGUCUGCUUUUGGCGCCUGCGCAUUACCGUGGAUUUUCUGUGCCCGAGACUGACGAGUAUGCAGGGAUUCCACAGGUGGUUCAAGGCGGUUUCGACCCACCCUGGAUUCCUCGAGGUCAAGCCUGA